AUGACGAGUGUAGAGUUGAUUGAUAACUAUUUCUUAGACUAUGAGAAUAUAAUAGACACAGUAUCUAAUAAGCUCUAUACGGAUAUUAGUGCGCAGUCUGGCCUCGAGAGGAAAUCAACGCUGAGAUGGCUCCAGAAUGAGUUGAACGAGGCUGACGAUAUACUCACGCAAAUUGAAUUCGAGAUACCUUCACUCGCUGCCGAAUUCAAGGAUCACUAUCAAUCUAAGCUCAGAAGCAACAAAUCUACACUAUCAAAGCUCAAGGAUGAGACUGGACGCCUUCUAGAUAGCUCAGAUAGACAUGAAUUGCUAGCUGGGAGCUCAGAUUCCCCUUACUAUGACGACCAGCAAGAACGCCAAGAUUUACUACUCGAUGCCGACAGGAUGGAUAACACUAAUGCGAGGUUAGAGAAUAGUCACAGAAUCGCACUCGAUACCGAGGACGUUGGUGCUGAGAUAUUACGUAACCUCCGUCAACAGAGGGAGCAGAUCGAGAACACGCACAACACGCUCGGUGAAGCUGACACAGGUAUCGACAGAUCAAUGAGAACAUUGAAGAAAAUGUGGAGACACUCAAUCAAGCAGAAAGCUGUGACUUGGCUUAUAAUAGGAAUACUAGUUUUACUGAUUUUAAUAGUUUUAUGGGGAAAAUUCAUGUAA
This is a messenger RNA of Wallemia mellicola CBS 633.66, 660 nucleotides long. RefSeq names its product V-snare-domain-containing protein. The coding region runs from base 1 to 660 and encodes 219 amino acids. Gene Ontology annotation, molecular function: SNARE binding; SNAP receptor activity. NCBI's taxonomy places the organism in Eukaryota, Fungi, Basidiomycota, Wallemiomycetes, Wallemiales, Wallemiaceae. Gene Ontology annotation, biological process: vesicle fusion with Golgi apparatus; retrograde transport, endosome to Golgi; intra-Golgi vesicle-mediated transport. The transcript is spliced from 3 exons. Gene Ontology annotation, cellular component: endoplasmic reticulum membrane; SNARE complex; late endosome membrane. The record is from RefSeq and is a predicted model, not a curated record.